UUCUCUUUCCUCUGGAGAUGGCAGCCCUGCAGAAAAUCUGCUUCCUCCUGAUGACCGUGCUCUUCCUCUCUGGAGCUGUGAUGUCACAGGUCAAUCCAAGUGUGUGUCGCUUCCCCCUGGGAAUGACCGGCGGUCAGAUUGAGGAUGAGGACAUCUACGCUUCCAGUCACUGGUCAGAGUCUACAGCCGGGAGAUACGGCAGGCUGGAGUCAGAAGACGGGGACGGCGCGUGGUGUCCAGAUUCGUCGGUGGAGCCCGAUAGCAUCAAGGAGUUCCUGCAGGUGGACCUGCGCUCCCUGCACUUCAUCACGCUGGUGGGCACGCAGGGCCGGCAUGCCGGGGGCAUCGGCAAUGAGUUUGCCCAGAUGUACAAGAUCAAGUACAGCCGCGAUGGGAAUCGCUGGGUCUCCUGGAGAAACCGCUACAGCAGGCAGGUUAUUGAGGGAAAUAAGAAUGCCUAUGACAUCGUACUGAAAGACCUGGAGCCACCCAUCAUCGCCCGGUAUGUGCGCUUUAUGCCCGUCACGGACCACUCAUCCAACGUGUGCAUGAGGGUGGAGCUCUACGGCUGUGAGUGGCUAGAUGGCCUGGUGUCUUACAAUGCUCCAGCAGGGCAGCAUCUGACUCUUCAUGACCUGCGUGUUCACCUGAACGAUUCGGUGUACGACGGGGCCGUGGGCUACAGCAGGAUGACAGAGGGCCUGGGUCAGCUUACGGAUGGCAUGAGUGGCCUGGAUGACUUCACCCACAGCCACGUUUACAACGUCUGGCCUGGUUACGACUAUGUAGGCUGGAACAACGAGAGCUUCCAGCACGUGGAGCUUGUGUUUGAGUUUGACCGAGUCCGCAACUUCACCACCAUGAAGGUGCACUGCAACAACAUGUUCACGAAGAGGGUGAAGACAUUCCGGCAGGUGGACUGCUACUUCCGCUCGAUGUCGGACUGGGAGCCCGACCCCGUGUCCUUCAGCCCGGUGAUGGACAACGUCAACCCAAGUGCGCGCUUCAUCACCGUCCCCCUCCACAACCGCAUGGCCAGUGCCAUCAAGUGCCAGUACUUUUUUGCUGAUGUCUGGAUGAUGUUCAGCGAGAUCACCUUCCAGUCAGACACUGCAAUGUACAACACCACUCUGGUACCACGAAAAGCUGGGCUUCCCAGCAGCACCCAACCAGGGGAUGACCCCACCCACAAAGUGGACGAUAGUAAUACCCGGAUUCUUAUUGGCUGCUUGGUGGCCAUUAUUGCCAUCCUCAUGGCCAUAAUAGUCAUCAUGUUGUGGCGGCAGGUCUGGCAAAAGAUGCUUGAAAAGGCCUCUCGGCGUAUGUUGGACGACGAGCUCACCACCAGCCUGUCCAUACAGAGCGACACGUUCAUCUACAACCAUCAGAGCCCCUCCACGUCCCCCAGUGAGCAGGAGUCCAGCUCCACCUACGAGAGGAUCUUCCCCCUGGGGCCCGACUACCAGGAGCCAUCCCGCCUCAUCCGGAAACUCCCCGAGCUCUCCCAGUCCAUGGAGGAAGCAGCAGGGGCCAGUGGGGUGUCUAAAACAGCUCAAGCCAGCGGUCAGGACGGCGUCCCUCACUACGCUGAGGCAGACGUUGUGAAUCUACAGGGGGUGACGGGCAGCAAUACUUACUCCGUCCCCGCCCUGACCAUGGACCUGCUGUCCGGUAAAGACGUCGCCAUGGGAGAGUUCCCACGGAAACUGCUCACCUUCAAGGAGAAGCUGGGGGAGGGCCAGUUUGGAGAGGUGCACCUGUGUGAGGCUGAGGGGAUGCAGGACUUCAUGGACAAAGACUUCUCCUUCGACAUCAGCGAGGACCAGCCCAUCCUUGUGGCCGUGAAGAUGCUGAGAGAAGACGCCAACAAGAGUGCAAGGAACGAUUUCCUGAAGGAGAUAAAGAUCAUGUCUCGGCUGAAGGACCCCAACAUCAUCCGUCUGCUGGCGGUGUGCAUGAACAGCGACCCGCUCUGCAUGAUAACGGAAUACAUGGAAAAUGGCGACCUCAACCAGUUCCUGUCCCGGCACGGGCCAGGUGAGCAGGCAGCCCUGCCUGGUGACACACCCACCGUCAGCUACAGUAACCUGAAGCACAUGGCUACACAAAUUGCCUCCGGAAUGAAGUACCUGUCCUCUCUCAAAUUUGUACACCGCGACCUGGCCACACGCAACUGCCUGGUGGGGCAGAACUACACCAUCAAGAUCGCCGAUUUCGGCAUGAGCCGCAACCUGUACAGCAGUGACUACUAUCGCAUCCAGGGCCGAGCCGUCCUGCCCAUACGCUGGAUGUCCUGGGAAAGCAUCCUACUGGGAAAGUUCACCACAGCCAGUGACGUGUGGGCGUUUGGUGUGACUCUGUGGGAGACCCUGACCUUCUGCAAGGAACAGCCUUAUUCUCAGCUCUCCGAUGAGCAGGUCAUUGAGAACACAGGGGAGUUCUUCCGCGACCAGAGCCGGCAGAUCUACCUGCCGCAGCCGGACAUUUGUCCUGACUCUGCGUACAGUCUGAUGCUGAGCUGCUGGAGCCGCAGUGUCAAGGAGCGGCCAUCCUUCCAGGAGAUCCACCGCACCCUACUGGAGUGCCUCAUAUAGAAACCCAGUGUAUCUACUCGACAUAGGCCUAUAUAAAUAUACACACACACACACACACACACACAUAAAAACACACACUCAAACAAGCAUACAAACACACACUCACACUAACUUACAAACACACAUUCACAUACAUGCUCAUAGGUGUACACAUGAGCAAACACAUGCAUGCACAUAACCACACACACAUAUAUAUGCAUGCACACACACACACACAUGCACAUGCACACACACAUACAUACAAAUACACACUCACAUACAUGCACAUAGGUAUACACAUGGGCAAACACAAAUACUCACAUACACACACAAAAAUAUGUAUACACAUACAUACAAUACACAUACUUACUUUUCUACCAUGCCAUCUCUUAUGAUAUAAAGAUUUUUUUUUUUUUUUUAGAGUAGUAUGACGACACUGUACAUAUUGUUUAUUAAGCUUGUUACAUUUCUGUAUACAUUUUUUUGUAGAAAAUUUUGUAGAAACUAUACUUGGAGGAAGUGUAAGAUAAUAGCCAUGGAAUGUGUUGUUUCUUUUUGUUCUCAGUCUUUAUUUUGAGAAUUGCUUGAAUGUAAGAUGAUGUAAUUUAACCAAAGAUAAACAAAUAGAACAAAUGUAAAUAAGCCAAGGUAAGAUCAGUAAUUGCUGAAAUAUGAACUAUCACAGUUUUGGUGUCACAGGGCUCCUUUUUGUGCUCAUCCCUUCUUGUACCUGUUGGGAUGUAGAUCUUGAUAAUUUAAGUUGUCAUAUCAAAAUAUAGUUUAAAUAUACAGUAUGUAUUGUAUGUUUUUUUUUUGUUUGUUUUUUUUGCAUUUUUCUGGAUAAUUAUGUUGUUAUAUUUUUGGUUAAACAUUCACCCUAAUUGGAUGGCCUUAAUUUGCAAUUUGCAAUUGUAGUGAUCAAAUUUCUAUAUUGUACAGUAGUAGAAUGUUGUUUGGGCCAGGGGGGAAAGAUUACACAGAAACUGGACAGUGAAGAUGCACUACGGGUUUUGCUGGAAACUGAAAUCUAUGGUUGGUUGUAUAGCAUGUGAAAUAGAUUGUUUACAGAAAGAGAGGGGGUUUUCUCCCUUUGAAUUUGAAUAUCAGAUCUCAUAAGUAAAUAUGUUGGAAGAUGAAGAAGUUUGAUUCAAGAUAA
Conger conger (European conger) is the source of this 3729-nucleotide messenger RNA. RefSeq names its product discoidin domain-containing receptor 2-like. Lineage: Eukaryota; Metazoa; Chordata; Actinopteri; Anguilliformes; Congridae. Gene Ontology annotation, molecular function: protein tyrosine kinase collagen receptor activity; collagen binding; ATP binding. The record is from RefSeq and is a predicted model, not a curated record. The coding region runs from base 18 to 2594 and encodes 858 amino acids. Gene Ontology annotation, biological process: multicellular organism development; positive regulation of kinase activity; protein phosphorylation. Gene Ontology annotation, cellular component: signaling receptor complex; membrane. The transcript has 16 exons.